This is a messenger RNA of Triticum turgidum subsp. durum (durum wheat), 363 nucleotides long. The record is from the annotation of a GenBank genome assembly. Lineage: Eukaryota; Viridiplantae; Streptophyta; Magnoliopsida; Poales; Poaceae.
AUGAUUUUUGCUCAGCCAAAUGAUAGUACGGUGUUCUUCUUAAACAUUGUCGCAUGGGUGUUGUGCUACUAUGUGUGUCAGGUGCACAAACGUGGGGCUAUAAGCCGUUCCAUUGACAUUGGUAGCUUCUCUGGAUACGGAGAACUGAAUCAAGCUUUGGCCCACAUGUUUGGCAUGGAAGGGCAACCCGAAGAUCGACAGAGUAUAGGUCGUUGGAAGUUUAUCUACCAGGAUUAUGAGGGUGACUUCCUAUUUGUCGGUGAUGACCCAUGGGAGGAGUUUGUGAUCAUCGUCAAGUCCAUUUGGAUCCUGUCACCUCAAGAGGUUCUUCAACCGAUGUUUCCGGGUGGUGAUUUAACAUAA